AUGGCAGACCGCUACGUCGCAAUCCACGCCGACCCCAAGGGCCCAGGCGACGCCCGCCCAACAGCAGAACAAAUCGUCCGCGACGAAAACCUCGUCCCCUCAGGCCUCGUCUCCAAAACAGCCCUCAUCACAGGCUGCUCCGCCGGCAUCGGCACAGAGACCGCCAAAGCCCUCUACCUCGCCGGCGCAACCCUCUACCUGACAGCCCGCAACCUCGCCAAAGCCCGCAAGGCCCUCGGCGACGACCUCGUCAACGACACAGCCCGCGUCCACCUGCUCGAGCUCGACCUCGAAUCCUUCGCCAGCGUCCGCGCCUGCGCCGCCGCCUUCCUCGCCAGCACGGACAAGCUCGACAUCCUCAUCUGCAACGCGGGCGUCAUGACCCCGCCCGAAGGCCGCACAAGGGACGGCUUCGAGACGCAGUUCGGCACGAACCACCUCGCGCACUUCCUCCUCUUCAACCUCCUCCAACCAGCCCUCCUCAAAGCCGCGACAACCUCCCCAUCCGGCACCUCCUCCCGCGUCGUCAUCGUCUCCUCCGUAGCCCACCGCUUCGGCCAGCCAAACUUCGCCAACAUCAACUUUGACGGCUGCUACGACCCCAUGGCGACCUACGCCCAGAGCAAAACCGCAAACCUCUGGACGGCCAACGAAAUCGAGCGCCGGUACGGCGCCCAGGGGAUCCACGCCCUGAGUUUGCAGCCCGGAGGCGUCAUCACGGAGCUGAUGCGCCACAUGCCCGAGGAGCAGCAGGGCGGCUUCGCCAAGCACCCGUACCUCUCCAAGAUCUUCAAGACGGCGCCGCAGGGGGCCUCGACGUCCGUGUGGGCCGCCACGGCGGCGGCGCUCGAGGGUAAAGGUGGGCUGUACCUCGAGGACUGUCAGAUUAUCGGGCCGUGGGAUCCGGCUGGGGAGCCGUGGGGACCCGGGUACGGCGAGCACGCGUAUGAUGUUGAAAAGGCGACUUUGCUUUGGGAGAAGUCGCUCGAAUGGGUCGGGCUGUGA
Colletotrichum scovillei is the source of this 1005-nucleotide messenger RNA. RefSeq names its product oxidoreductase. The transcript has a single exon. Bases 1 to 1005 code for a protein of 334 amino acids. The record is from RefSeq and is a predicted model, not a curated record. NCBI's taxonomy places the organism in Eukaryota, Fungi, Ascomycota, Sordariomycetes, Glomerellales, Glomerellaceae.